UUUAUAUUUUUUUAGAUUCUAUUUCUCUGUAUAUAUUCUGUGUAUAUAUUUUUUUCCCUUAUAGUUCUGGAACACUGAAGAAUGGCAAAAAAAGUUUGAAGCCGGGAAAAGCAACCGCAAAAAUGACUUAUGCAUUCAUACGGGAGGGUCAAUAGGAUUUGAUGAGCACCGCGCCAACAUGGAAAAGAAAGAGGGUAAAAAAGUUGGAUACAUGAAAGUAUUCUUCCAGACCCACGCUACAAAGGAGUGCAAAAAGAGGGUAUAAGAUGGGGAGAUCGAUGAAAAUGACUUUGAAAAUUUAGAGUUUGUUACUAAGCGUGCAAAGAAUUCAUAUGUCGUGUACACGCAACAACUUAAAAAAAAUGUACCCUGAAGAAACAGAAUGUGAUGAUUUGGCUAUUUGGGAGAGUUUGAAUCCGAAGCGUAAGGGUGGUAACUUGUUCGGGGUAGGAACUUCUGAUCCUCAUUUUAUGGUGACCGGCACACCAUCUUCCACAACUUAUGCGUCAUAUGAUGAUGCCAGUCAGUCACAAGAGCUUAAAAAAGUUCAAGCAGAGUUGGAAAAAGAAAGGGAGACCCGAAAAAAUAUGGAAGCUCGUUUUGCACAAUGGGAACAAGAGCGGGCCGAGCGUGAACGGGAGCGAGCUGCAAAUGCAGUAUGGCAAAAAAAAAAGAUGGAAGAAAUGAUGAAUAGUUCAAGAAAAAAGUAAAGAUCGUGUUCAUUUUUUAAUAUGAGAACACGCUUUUCAUAUUACAAAAGCUCGUUUUCAUAUUAACUUUCGGUUUGUAUUACAUUUUGAAAUGUUAAAAUCGUAUUAGUUUUGUAAUAUGAAAACG
Molecule: messenger RNA, 837 nt
Organism: Helianthus annuus (common sunflower)
Lineage: Eukaryota; Viridiplantae; Streptophyta; Magnoliopsida; Asterales; Asteraceae
Exons: 4
Coding region: 333-710 (125 amino acids)
Source: RefSeq, a predicted model, not a curated record